AAACGUGAUCGAUAAAAGGUGGCUUGUAAUUUUCUGUUGCUAGUAUGGACGACGAAUCGAACAAUAACCAAUCGUUAAAUGUAUCGCCGGUAAAUGAACGGGAAAAAUCACCGUCACCGUAUCAAGAGUCUAAAAAAGCUGACUCGGAAUCGUCGUCUUCUUCUUCUUCUUCUUCGUCGAGUUCGUCGUCGUCGUCAUCAUCGUCGUCGUCCUCUUCGUCGAACCGAUCGUCGUCGUCACCGUCGAAAUCUCCAAGCUCGACAUCAUUAUCCGAGCCAGAUGAAACCGACGAGAUAGCAGCCAAGCAACUCGAAGACAAGCUUUUGAAAUCCGAGACCGACGAUUCGCCCCAAAAUUCGCCGCCGAUCCGCCGCCAUUCGACGCAAAUCGCUGGUACUUCUUUCGAAGAGAUACCCGUCGUCGAGAACGAAGGUAAGAUUUCUGAGUUUAAAAUACCUAAAAUCAUCGGUACCUCUCCUCUGAAAAAACGUAAAAACAAAUCUAAAUUAGCGUCACCGGUGAAAAAACGUAAAAUAUCUAAGAAAGUGAAAAAAUCUUCAAAGAAAACAAAACCAAACUCACCCAAAUCAACUAAAAAGAAGUCUAAGCGCACCAAAAAAGCGAAGCGCAACGAGAAACAAUCGAAAGCCACCGAGAAAAAAUCCGAACCAACGACAAAAGCAACCGCCAAAACUGCUAAACCUCCGAAGUCACCAGCACCACUGCCGAAGGUAUCUGCCAAAAAUGUCUCGCCGUCGUUAACUGCAAACCAGAACAAACAUGUCGAAUCAUUGUUCGACUCCGACGAUGAUAAAAUACAACAGCGACCGGUGAAAUCGUCGUCAGGGUAUUCGCCACCAAGUUUCACUUCAUCUGAAACAGAAAGAAACGAACGGUCAUUAAGAUUAAAAGCACUCGAAUUUAAAACGAAGUAUGAUUCAUUAAAAGAGAAAUUUGAAUCACUAAUGAGGAAAAACAACGACCUCAAAGACCGAAAUGAGGAACUGAAAAAAACUCUAGUUCCAACGGAUAAGAAAAUUCGUUUGCCAACUCGAAACUGGACCUACAAUUUCGAAGAAAACAAAUUGUAUUGGAGACACAGGCUAGUACUGGGCAACGGAGUGUUAGGUGCAGUAGCAAAUUACGUAAAGCACGAUAUGGCCGGAUAUGUGGCGCCAAAAUCAACGUUGGAAAGUUUCCUCGAUAACUGCCCACCGACGACCGAGAAACAUUAUUAUAUUGAGUGUGGUUUUGAAGAUUUUCAAAAUCAAAACCGGUUACCCGAAGAAGUAGCCGAAGAAGUGAAAAAAUUUGUCGACGGAUUAAAACCGAACGUCGAACUUACGCGUAUUUCUUUGGUACCCUAUGUGGGUGAUUUUGAAAUUGAUGCUAAGAUCAAAAAAUACAAUUCAAUUUUAAUCGAUUGGGGAAAAUCCGCCGAAAGGGUAGAAUGUUGCGAAAGAAUUAAAAUUGCGACCGAGGAUUUUAGAGGAGGAAGAUGGCACCGUACAAAAAGUGGCUAUUACGUACCUUCCAACGACUUAGUCGAAUAUUUGUUUCGAGAGCUCGAAUUGGCUACCGGAAAAAAGUUGGCUCCAUCGUCAGAAUCUUCGGAAAAUAACUCGGCUGAAAAAUCGCGACAGCCACCGAAAUACGAUCACCCAAAGCCAAAACAAAGGCACCAAAUGCCCAGGGGGCAAGGUCAACGACCACUGAAGCGAAAGUUCAAGCCGAACAUGGGUAACAGGUUCAGACAGCCCAAUCGCCAACAAACCAACCACCAAACCUAUCAGCAAAGUGCAGGCAAUCGGUAUCCGCCUGACCAAUAUCGCGAAUCGUACAAUCAACCGCCACAAAAUUAUGCCGAGUACCUUCGGGGGUCGAGCUAUCCAAAUCGUGCACCACGCAGGUCAAGAAGACCUCGCAGAACCUAUUAAACAAAAAGAAGUAAAUAGAACAAGAAAUGGUACGGGUGCACGUCAUUACACCUCCGGUGACGGUGAAUGUGGUGACAAUAAUUAACCGUUCUUUCACGGUAUUAUCGCAGCGAACAAUUCCAGCAAGGCACAAGGUCGAAGUAUUUCCGGCGGAUUUCGUGCUAGAAAAACUCCUGGAAGAUGAUUAAAAAACAAGAAAUAACUGUGAUAUUAAUUAUAAGAACUCGUACCAAAUAAAACGACAAAAAACGAUAAAUAGUAUUGUACCUGUUAUUUAUGCGUAAAAAACACCUCGCAAAAACGCUCGAAGAAGAAAAAGGCAAAAUCCAAAAUCAUUUCAUCGUAACGUUCGACCAAAGUAACCGUAGAUACCGAGCAAAAAUCAAAAUUCAAUUCUGUAACAAAAAAUAAAAACACUCAAAAAACUCUGGUAUCGAAAGAAAUAGAAAUAGCAUGAGAGGGAAA
Messenger RNA from Planococcus citri (citrus mealybug), 2402 nucleotides. Its product is annotated as pre-mRNA-splicing factor CWC22 homolog. The transcript is spliced from 3 exons. Lineage: Eukaryota; Metazoa; Arthropoda; Insecta; Hemiptera; Pseudococcidae. The coding region runs from base 45 to 1937 and encodes 630 amino acids. The record is from RefSeq and is a predicted model, not a curated record.